This is a messenger RNA of Drosophila serrata, 612 nucleotides long. Its product is annotated as Ecdysone-induced gene 71Ec. Lineage: Eukaryota; Metazoa; Arthropoda; Insecta; Diptera; Drosophilidae. The record is from RefSeq and is a predicted model, not a curated record.
AUGAUAAAAUUUACUGUGGCUUUUGCCCUUUUAAUCCUGGGCCUUUGUGCAAGUGCCCAAGGUCAAACUCCAAAUCUUUGCCGGCGACAGAAUGAUAGAUGUCUGAGUCGUGAGAAUCGAAAUGGCAGGUUUAAUGAGGUAACAAAUGUCUUUAAUGAUAAUUGUCGUCGUUCCAACCGCAACUGGCGGAAUGUUUCACGAUGUGAACUAGCUCGGGCCAGUUGUCAAUUAACCCUUGCUCGAUGCUCCACUCUGAGCUGCGAGAAUGUGAGGAGGGCUCUAGGCAGUGGUGGGGGUCGUCCACCCACUCCUGGAAUCCCUACGCCUCGUACGGAACGUCCUGAAACUCCUGAACCGUCCGGCGGUAAUCCACCAACCAGAACUCCUCGACCUCGCACCACUCGUCGAACUCGCACCACAACUCGAAGGACUCCAACAACUAGAAGAGGUAGACGAACAACUACUCGAAGGACUCCAACAACUAGAAGGUCUAGAAGGACUACUACACGAAGGACUCCAACAACUAGAAGGUCUCGAAGGACUACUACUCGAAGGACUCCAACAACUAGAAGGUCCAGGCGCACUACUACUCAAAGGACUCCAGAGGAAUAA